GUCGCUCUCCAGAACGAAGACCCCUUCCUGGACGCCGUCGUCAUCACCGCCCUCAACACGAUCCCCUUCUGCUGCCACGCCGACCUCGUCACCAUGAAGCGCACCGAGCUCCUCCAAGUCGCCUUCACCAUGAACGCCGCCCUGCCGCACGCCCUCCAGAUCGACACCGACCCGACGUGCUCGGACGCGUCCAUCCGGCACUCCAUCGAGCUCCUCGUC
Messenger RNA from Epithele typhae, 219 nucleotides. RefSeq lists its product as uncharacterized. Lineage: Eukaryota; Fungi; Basidiomycota; Agaricomycetes; Polyporales; Epitheliaceae. The annotation marks the transcript as partial. The record is from RefSeq and is a predicted model, not a curated record. The transcript has a single exon.